AUGGGAUGUAAUAGUCAAAGCUUAGGCAUUGCCACGAUUGAAGUCUCCUCUAUUGUGGCUAUUUCGCUGGCUUCCAAAAUCGGAUAUGUGGAGCCUACGACUCCGGCACCAACAACAACGCCACCACCAACGCCUGCUCGUUAUAAGAAGACUGUGAUUUUGCUCAGACACUACAUGGAUAUGACAAGAUACCCAUUCAUUCGUGGCGGAACUAGCCAUAAACAUGGUAAUGAUUGUACGCCUGGACCAAAUCAACUAUCCCAAUGUGCGAUUACCAUCAUACACAACACAUUGGUUAAAGGCGAAUACAACAUUAGUUGGUAUCGUGCUUGGAGUGAAGGCGAUGAAUACCUUGAUUUCGGAGAGGAUGAGCCGGGUCAAGGUUCGAAAUUUGCUACAUAUCAUCUAGUCCAAAACUGUUUAAAUCCAAGCUUUCUAGGAAAAUUCAAUGGAACAAAAGCGUACGGAACGCCGCUUAUAUAUUCAAGCAACAACCCAAAAGAUGAAUACUAUCAUCCCUAUAAUAGGUAUGGAGAUGGAUACUUUAUGGUGGGCUUUACAACCAAAAAGGAAUGGGAGGAUGAUAUUCAUCAGAAAACUUGUCGUGGGUCUAUUGGCGGCUCAGCUCCUUUCACCAGCGUCUAUCACAUAGCUAAAUGCGGAGCUAUCAACGCUUUCAUUUGGGGACGUAGCGGUUGCGUCAUUGAUAAUUUCUAA
Messenger RNA from Strongylus vulgaris, 717 nucleotides. The record is from the annotation of a GenBank genome assembly. NCBI's taxonomy places the organism in Eukaryota, Metazoa, Nematoda, Chromadorea, Rhabditida, Strongylidae.